This is a messenger RNA of Erythranthe guttata (spotted monkey flower), 1470 nucleotides long. Lineage: Eukaryota; Viridiplantae; Streptophyta; Magnoliopsida; Lamiales; Phrymaceae. The record is from RefSeq and is a predicted model, not a curated record.
GAGUCUGAUAAAUUUAUCGCUCGACUGUUGUCAUAAAAAUCAUUUGGCUAUGGCGAUUGAUUUUGGUGUGGUCCAUUCUGUUGAGUACAAUUAUUCCCUAGAAUGUGCGCAUGAAAUAUUUGACUUAGUGCUUCUUGUAACUUAGUUUAUUCAUCUCAAAUCUGUAUUAGGAAGUGAAAAUCGUUUUAUUGUGUAACUGUUUAUUGGAUGUUAUCUAUCUUGUUUUUCUCGUUCACCAUCUUGUAGAUUUGCAUGCUUUACGGUGAUGUUUGAGUUGUCAAUGAUGGAAAACUCAUCAGUUUUCAAUCACAACCAGGUUGUCAUAAAAAUCAACCAGUUUUUCAAAGGGUAUUUAGAGGGUCGGUUUGACAGUUAUUCUUGGCCUGAGAUUCUCAAGUUGAAAGACUGGCCUCCUUCUAACUUGUUCGAGGAGAGCUUACCUCGUCAUGGUGUUGAGUUUAUCAGAUGCUUGCCCUUUAAAGAGUACACACAUCCUCACGAUGGCUACUUAAAUCUUGCUACUAAACUGCCAAAGAUUUCUCUGAAGCCAGAUAUGGGGCCAAAGACAUAUAUUGCUUAUGGAGUUGCUCAGGAAUUGGGGCGGGGUGAUUCUGUAACAAAAUUACACUGUGAUAUGUCUGAUGCAGUACGUCCUCUUAUGGUGAAUGUGUUGACACAUGAACAUGGGGUGACACUUAGACCUAAGCUGCUUCGUACCAUUAAAAUCCUGCAAAUGAAGCAUGCUGAACAGGAUGAAACGGAAAUGCGUGGCAGUAAACAGAUAUUGAAUAUAAUGGAUGAAAACAGUGAAAAAACAGGAAAUCUUGGAGAAUCUGUUGGAAAAUCAUCCGUGAAAACUUCGAUGUCGAAAAAAAAGGGCGGUAAUAGCAGUGGGAAGAAUAAAGCUGAUACCUCAGAUGAGGCGGCAAGUGUUAGAGACCCUGAAGGUGGUGCUCUAUGGGAUAUUUUUAGGAGGCAAGACGUACCAAAACUGGAGGAAUAUGUGAGGAAGCACUUGAAAGAAUUUAGGCAUAUCUAUUGUAAUCAAUUGUCGCAGGUUGUCCACCCUAUUCAUGAUCAAACGGUUUACUUGUCUAUGGAGCAUAAGAGGAAACUUAAGGAGGAGUAUGGAAUCGAACCAUGGACAUUUGUCCAGAAAUUAGGUGAUGCUGUUUUUAUACCUGCUGGCUGUCCCCAUCAAGUUAGAAAUUUAAAGCCUUGCAUAAAGGUGGCUCUUGACUUCGUCUCACCAGAAAAUGUCCAAGAGUGUCUUCGAUUGACACAGGAAUUCCGUGUUCUUCCACAAAAUCAUAGGGCUAAGGAAGACAAGUUAGAGGUGAAGAAAAUGGCUCUUCAUGCAAUUGAAAAAGCUGUGGAUCAUUUGGAGAUAUUUUCUGGCCCGAACUAGAACUGGCAAGUUUUUUAACUCUAGCCUUGACUUCUUCUGCCAAAAUAGACCUCUUUGAUCUU